CGGCCCGAGCUGAUCUAGGCUUCUCCUCGGGAGCCCGCUGGCUGCUCGCUGCUGCGGCUGCGCCUCCCGUCCGCCGUGUCACCGCCGCCGCCGCCGCCAUGCCCGGAGGACUGCUUCUCGGGGACGAAGCCCCCAACUUUGAGGCCGACACCACCAUCGGCCGCAUCCGCUUCCACGAUUACCUGGGAGACUCAUGGGGCAUUCUCUUUUCCCACCCACGGGACUUUACCCCAGUGUGCACCACAGAGCUUGGCAGAGCUGCAAAGCUGACGCCAGAGUUUACCAAGAGGAAUGUUAAGUUGAUUGCUCUUUCAAUAGACAGUGUUGAGGACCAUUUUGCCUGGACCAAGGACAUCAAUGCUUACAAUGGCGAGGAUCCCACAGAGAAGUUUCCAUUUCCCAUCAUCGAUGAUAAGAACAGGGACAUUGCUAUCCUUCUAGGCAUGUUGGAUCCAGCUGAGAAGGAUGAAAAGGGCAUGCCCGUGACAGCCCGUGUGGUGUUCAUUUUUGGCCCUGACAAGAAACUGAAGCUGUCGAUCCUCUACCCAGCCACCACGGGCAGGAACUUCGAUGAGAUUCUCAGAGUGGUUAACUCCCUCCAGCUGACGGCCACAAAGCGGGUUGCCACCCCAGUUGAUUGGAAGGAAGGAGAUAGUGUGAUGGUCCUUCCCACCGUCCCUGAAGACGAAGCCAAACAACUUUUCCCUAAAGGAGUCUUCACCAAAGAGCUCCCGUCUGGCAAAAAAUACCUCCGUUAUACCCCCCAGCCUUAAGUCUUUGUGGGAGUUGGGGCUGCCGCUGCUCUCCCAGCACGGUGUACCUGAGGAGGCCAGCUGACAGUCACGUGUCCUCACAGCAGUUCCGUAGAAACAUCCCGGUGUGAUCACAGCCGAAGUCGUUUAGGUCACUAUACUACUGGCUCAUUAAAUGGAAAUGGCACCAAAACUUUCUCGGGGUUCUUUUCUGUGUGCCUUCACCAGCAUUCUGCCCCUCUGUCCAUCUCCAGGCCCUGCUGCCUGGCUUUCCUGGACACACAUUCUGUACUGGAGACUCAGAUCUUGUUAGGUCUGUGAGAAUGUGUGAUCGAUAAGGUAGUGUCAGGUGGUGGUAGAGGAAGCUCACUCCACUCCGUUGUAGAAAGGUUAUCAGAACCUUCUGUAGCUUUUCAGAUUGAAUCUGCUGUUGCCUGUUUUGGAGAGCGCUAAAAUGGGGGCAGGGGCUUUCAAUUCGGUACUUUUAGUCAAUAAAAUGGGAACAGCACGAGGAGAGUUCUUUAUAAGAAAUCUGUGGUGAGUUUCUAUUAAAGCAAGAUAAAAGCAGCCUUUCUUUUUUUUUUUUUAACCUCCCUGGGAGGGAGGUGCACCCAAGCGUGUAAGCAAGACAGGGCAUGUAACUCCUGGCAUUUCCAUGUCUGCUCUUAUAAUAUGUGCAUGUGAAGACAGGCGGUGACAGAAUGUUACAGCACUAAGCUGGCCUAGUGGGUUGCCAUUUUCAAAAUUUUGCUUUUCAGGGUUCAGCAAAUAAAAUCUUUGUUUAAACUGGAUCAGAAAA
This is a messenger RNA of Meriones unguiculatus (Mongolian gerbil), 1551 nucleotides long. RefSeq names its product peroxiredoxin 6 (gene Prdx6). Gene Ontology annotation, biological process: cellular oxidant detoxification; cell redox homeostasis. Lineage: Eukaryota; Metazoa; Chordata; Mammalia; Rodentia; Muridae. The transcript is spliced from 5 exons. The record is from RefSeq and is a predicted model, not a curated record. The coding region runs from base 99 to 773 and encodes 224 amino acids. Gene Ontology annotation, molecular function: peroxiredoxin activity. Gene Ontology annotation, cellular component: cytosol; mitochondrion.